Messenger RNA from Annulohypoxylon truncatum, 1335 nucleotides. RefSeq names its product FAD/NAD(P)-binding domain-containing protein. Bases 1 to 1335 code for a protein of 444 amino acids. The transcript has 3 exons. NCBI's taxonomy places the organism in Eukaryota, Fungi, Ascomycota, Sordariomycetes, Xylariales, Hypoxylaceae. Gene Ontology annotation, cellular component: cytoplasm. Gene Ontology annotation, molecular function: electron-transferring-flavoprotein dehydrogenase activity; flavin adenine dinucleotide binding. The record is from RefSeq and is a predicted model, not a curated record.
AUGUUGGAAAAGCCACUUCUCGUGAUCGAUGGCGUCGGUUUCGCCUUGUCUUCCGCUCUCUCAAACCUCCGUCGCUCACUAUCUUUCCGCCUGAAGCUUCUGAGAUACGCGAUGUCUUCUUCCUCCAAGUCGUCAUCUUCCUCGGAGCCUAAGAAACCCCGAAAUAUCGUCAUUGUGGGGGCUUCUAUGGCGGGCUACACGGCUGCGCGCACCAUCGCGCAGUACCUGCUGCCGGACUCGGAAUACCGCAUCGUCGUCAUCGAGCCCCGCGGCCAUUUCCACUUCACCUGGGUCCUGCCCCGAUUCUGCGUCGUCGAGGGCCACGAGCACAAGGCCUUCAUCCCGUUCGGCGGGUACCUCCCCGCCGGAUCCCUCGAGGCCGACGGGGGCAAGGUGGCGUGGAUCCAGGACCGCGUCGCGAGCGUCUCGCGCGAGGCCGUGAGCCUGCAGUCCGCCGGCGGCGAGGAGAUCCCGUACGAGUUCCUGAUCGUGGCUACCGGCGCGGGCGCCACGGACUCCCUGCCCAGCCGCGUGCCGGCCGACGACAAGGCCGAGGGGAUGGAGCUCUUGCGAGAGAUGCAGAAGCGGAUCCGCGAGGCUAAGGAUCUGGUCGUUGUGGGCGCGGGCGCUGCCGGCGUCGAGCUGGCGACGGAUGCGAAGUCGAAGUACCCCGAGAAGAGGGUUGUCUUGGUGCAUUCGAGGGAUGCGGUUAUGCACCGCUUCGGUCCAGAGUUGCAGAAGGCUGCGCGGGAUGGGAUUACGGAGCUUGGGAUUGAGCUUAUUACCGGUGACAGGGUGGUUAGCGAGGAUAAGGAAAAGGGCAUUGUCAUGUUGAAGAGCGGCAAGGAGAUCGUGUGCGAUUGCUUGGUGAACUGUACUGGUCAGAGACCCAACUCUAAGCUUGUUGCUGCGCUGAGCCCGACAUCUAUAUCGGAGUCGGGGCAUAUCCUCACCAAGCCCACUUUACAGAUACUGGAUGACUCGCUACCGAAUAUCUAUUGCUGUGGUGACGUAUCCGAGAAUAACACGGCACAUCCUAACUCACGGUCUGCGAUGCGUCAGGCCAAAAUAGUCGGCUAUAACGUGGUUUCCGCCACAGAAGGCGAAAAGCCUAGGGAGAAAUACAUCCCGCAUUGGACGGAUGGCGGGAUUAAGUUGACUCUAGGACUUGAUAAGUCUGUUGCCAAUCUCGGCGGCGCAAAAGCUGGCUUCGUCAUCCCAACGAAGGAAAAGAAUAUCGCUCUCAUGUCCGCUGGAGCUUGGCACAAACUGGGCGCCAAACCAUUUGAAGACACCGGGUCUGAAUUCUUAGCCAAGAUCAAGGCUAAGAUUUGA